Molecule: messenger RNA, 3489 nt
Organism: Aegilops tauschii subsp. strangulata
Lineage: Eukaryota; Viridiplantae; Streptophyta; Magnoliopsida; Poales; Poaceae
Product: disease resistance protein RGA5
Biological process (GO): defense response to other organism
Molecular function (GO): ADP binding
Source: RefSeq, a predicted model, not a curated record
UUAUGGCGCAAAUCGCUGCUCCACUCCACUGCUACUUCUCCUCUUGCUCGUUGACCAGCGGCGACUGUCUCGUCCCCUUCCGCCCCGUGCUCGUACUCCACCUCCGGUAGCAGAUCCGGCGCAGCUACCCACCCACACUGCGCCCGACCACCUCUCGAGCUACGCCUCCUCCGUUCGACUUCGCCGCCGCACCACUGGGGCGACUUACUCUCCCCGAGCUCCCGCCGCACCACCCUGUGCUGAGUACUGUAGUCCCCCUCCCGCCGCAGAUCCGGCACAUCCAUCCAUUUCCGGCCGCGGAUCCGGCUGCAGCCACCCACCACCGGCUCGACUUCGCCGCCGCUCCACUGCAGCACCGCGUCGCUCCGAAUCACUUGGUUACUUCUUGCCCUCCUCAUUCACCAGCGACGUCCGCCUCCUCCAUCUCCCGCGGCACCACCCCGUACUCAUACUCCGCCUCGCCUCCCGCUGCAGAUCCGGCACGUCCGUCCACCUCCGGCCGCGGAUCCAGCGCAGGCACCCACCCAUCUUGCCCCGACCACCUCUCCAGUUACGCUUCAACUGUUCGACUUCAACGCCGCAUCACUGCAAUACCACAUCUCUUCUCCGUCGCUCGGGUCGAGAUGUCGGUGAGCGCGACAAUGGGGGUGAUGAAGCCCCUCCUCGGCAAGCUGGCGGAGCUGGCAGGCAACGAGUACAGCAGGCUCAAGGGGGUGAGGAAGCAGGCGUCCUUCCUCGAGAAGGAGCUCAGCGCCAUGAACGCCGCCCUGGAGAAGAUGGAGCUCAUGGACGAGCUCGAUCCGGUGGCCAGAGACUGGAGGGACCACGUCAGGGAGAUGUCCUACGAAAUUGAAAACUGCAUCGAUGACUUCCUACGCAAGUUCGGUGGCGGUCAUGCCAAGGUAGGCUUCAUCAGGAAGACUGCUCUACGUCUCAAGAUGCUGGGACAGCGUCAUCGGAUUGCUGACCGGAUGGAGGAGCUCAAGGUUCUUGCGCUAGAGGCAAAUGAACGACGCCUCAGGUAUAACAUCGACGAAUGCAAUCCUAAUUCCAGCUAUGAAUGCAAUCAUAAUUCUAGCUUUGUGGCUAUUGAUCCUCGGAUGUCGGCGAUAUACAUAGAAGCAGCUGGGCUUGUGGGUACCGAUGGUCCAAGGAAGGAGCUUGUCAGUUUGUUGACAGAUACUGAGAAGAAGCUCAAGGUGGUGUCCAUUGUGGGAUUUGGAGGACUGGGUAAAACUACACUUGCCAAAAGGGUGUAUGAUGAGAUCCGAGAGCAGUUUGACUGUACAGCCUUUGUUCCCGUAUCCCAAAAGCCUAAUAUGACAGAGUUUAUGACAGGACUGCUUCAUCGUUUUCCUAAACCACCAAAACUUGAGAUUGAUGAGUCUUCUCAAGCACAAGCACGAGGCAUGCAAGACAUAAUUGAUGACAUCAUAAAACGUCUGAAGAAGAAGAGGUACCUUAUUGUAAUUGAUGAUUUGUGGGACCAGUCAACAUGGAAUACUAUUAGCCGUGCCUUUCGAGAAGAAUUUCCAGAAGAUGCCAAGGGGAGUAGAGUAAUAGUAACCACACGAGUGGAAGGCGUGGCUUAUGGAGCAUGUUACAGUCGACCUGAGUGCAUUUACAGAAUGAAGCCCCUCGGCGAACAAGACUCAAAAAGAUUGUUUUUUCGUAGAGUAUAUGGGUCUGAAGAUGACCAUCCAUCUCGAUUUGAAGAAAUCUCGGCUGAAAUUCUGAAGAAGUGUGGUGGUCUCCCACUUGCAAUCAUUACUAUAGCUAGCCUAUUAGCUAGUCGUCCUCAAAGGAUAAGGGAUGAGUGGGAGAGCAUUAGGAAUUCUCUUGGAACCCAAUUUGCGGUAAAUCCCACAUUGGAUGGGAUGAGGAGUAUAUUAAACCUUAGCUACAUCCAUCUUCCGCUUCAACUCCGGGCUUCUUUUCUGCACCUUGGUUUCUAUCCAGCAGACUGCGAGAUUGAGAGGGAUGAUUUGGUUCGACAAUGGUUAGCUGAAGGGCUUGUCAAUAAGUUGCAUGGCCGAGAUAUGGAGGUUGUUGCGAACAACUAUUUUAAUGAGCUUGUCAACAGAAGUUUGAUUCAGCCUGACCGUACAAAGUGUGGGGAGUUGGUAUCGUGCAGAGUACAUGAUAUGAUGCUCGAUUUGAUCCUAAGCAAGUGUGAAGAGCACAACUUUCUCAGAGUUGAAUGCAAUUCUGAAGACAUGGCAAGAGAGCAUGGCUGGAAAUACAAGGUCCAUCGCAUAUCCAUGAACUUCAGCGGUGGUGGUGCAGCCGAUGAGACGGCAUCAGGGACCAUACCUUCUAGCAUGUCCCAUGUUCGAUCAGUUGCACAUUUCGGAGGAUCCACGUACAUGCCCCCUCUUUUGCAUUUUAAGUAUCUAAGGGUGAUUCUCUUCAAAAUUUCAGGGGAGAAGACAACCGAUCUCACUGCCAUUAGCCAGUUGUUCCAACUGAAGUAUUUAAAGGUUUCAGUUACACAACGAAUCAAACUCCCUACUGAAAUUCAAGGGCUUGUGCAUUUGGAGACACUAGAUUUAUAUUGCUAUCAGUUAAAAAUCCCAUCAGACAUAGUUCGCUUGCCCUGCUUAUCCAACUUGAUAGUUCCAAAAGGGACAAAGCUACCUAAAGGGAUCAGGAAUAUGAAAUCACUGCGCACUCUGGAUGGGUUUGGGCUAAGGUGGAGCUUGUUGGAGGAUAUCGAGGGACUCGGUGAGCUGACCAAUCUGAAGUGUCUGAAUCUUGUAGAGGGUGACGUGGACAUUCUAACGACAUCAGAGGUUGUUGCUUUGGCGUCCUCCAUUGGAAUGCUCCAUGACCUCAUAUAUCUCUGCAUCCAUGGCACUUUCUUUGAUACAGGCGACCACCUGAGCUCAUUAUCAGGUCCUUUUCGUCAUAUCAAGGUACUUAAAUUGUGUGGUUGGGUGAUGCCUGGAGUUCCCAAAUGGAUUUGUGGCCUUGAAUGCCUCUCUUGGCUAGAGCUGAAUAUUAUGACGUGCACUGACGAGUUUCACGCUCUUGGAGAGCUGCCUUCUCUCGUCCAUCUCAGUUUAUGGUUGGACAGUAUCCCUGAAGACAGUGCUGUCAUUUUCUCCACGGGAUUAUAUCCAGUUCUUGAGACAUUUAGAUGUUUAUCAAAGUAUGAUGUUACCGCAUGUCUGGCCUUUGAGGCAGGUGCUAUGCCCAAACUUCGUAGGCUCGGACUACAAUUCCACAAGGAUCAGUGGGGCGGCGCUACACCAGUUGGGUUGGAGCACCUGUUGAGCCUCGAGAAUAUCUCUGUAGAUAUCACCUGCUGCUCCCUAGAAGUGGAGGAUAAAGCAGCCUCUGUUGUAGGCUAUAUGUAUCGUGCGUCAUGGUGGUUUUGCCAACGGGCAAUCGAAAAGAGGCGUUGCAUAGUUUCAUCCUGAUCACAAAAACAACAUCUAAAACUACCCACUCACUUUUGCUUUACCAAACUAUCUUUUGUUAAGAUCA